UGCGAUAUCAGGCGGUUCCAAUACCGGCUUCAAUAUAAACCCUUUUUGUUUUAUUUGGAAUCAAAUACUGUUAAACGCAUGGUAAGAUAAACACGAUAUCACAUGUGUUUAAGGAGAACAAAACGUAUAUGUUAUGAUGUGAAAUAGACUUUGGUGGAUUUAAUAUUUUAGGGAUUUUUUUUCAAUAUUCUGGGAUAAUAUCAGACAAAGAUGAAUAACAGCUCAAGUGGUAGUGACGGAUUACGAUCUACAAUGUAUCAAAAUCUGGAAGCUUAUGCCUUGGCGUAUUGGUAUAUGCAUCCAUACAUCAGUCUUAUAAUUUGUACAUUUGGGAUUUCCACAAAUAUUGUUAAUAUCGCAAUCUUAUGCCAGAAGAAGAUGAUAAAUUCUAUCAACUGUAUCCUCACUGGAAUAGCAAUCUCGGAUAUUCUAACAAUGCUUGACUAUGUCCCGUAUGCAAUGCAUUUUUACCUCCUAACGGAUCUUCAUGAUACACUUCGAAGAUACACAUACACAUGGAGUCAUUAUUUAGCUGUUCAUUCUUGCCUUAGUAUAACAACACAUACGAUAUCACUAUGGCUUGCCGUUCUCAUGUCGGCAAUUAGGUACUUUUUUAUCCGCUCACGUGGUCGUUGGAACAUAAGUGUAAGCCGUACCAGAGCCGCCAUUGUCGCUGUUUAUGUAGCUUCCAUUAUUGUCUGUAUUCCGAAUUACGUUGUAACCGAUGUUCUACCCGUAUAUCUUCCUACCCAUAACGCAACAGUCUACAGGAUAAAAAAUCUACAGAUUUAUUUAAAAAACUCAACGACUAUGAAUGCCAUUAAUGUUUGGCUAUUCAUCUUAGUGGGGAAAGCCAUGCCAUGUGUUUUAAUAUGUGUAUUUGGUUGCUUUCUUUUGAAAACAUUACGGCAGAGUCAGCAACUUAGUGAGAGUCUUAAACUUACGGCUACUUCAAGACGAAUGCGAGCGCAUAAACGAACAACUGUGAUGCUUUUAGCUAUCAUUACAAUGUUUAUCAUUUCUGAAUUACCAUCAGCAAUUUUAGUUCUUAUUUCCGUUUUUCAGGAAGGUUUCUUUAUGGAUUAUUACAUGUUGUUUGCAGAUACACUUGACAUGCUCUCUUUAACAAAUAACGCAAUUAAUUUCAUAAUGUAUUGUAUAAUGAGCCGCCAGUUCAGAGACUGUCUCUGUGAAAAUUUACCGCUUUGUCAUGCAACGUAUAGUCAAUACAAGUCCGCUAGGACAUCGGAGGGAAAUACACGCGCUGGUAAUACUGCUCAAAUCUGUCACUGAAAUAGAAUAGAAAACGAAAAUUUUAUAUGUAUUGUGUUUCGUAGUAUAUUUGUGUCACAUAAAUCAUGUUGCUAUUUUACUGUAUUAAAUGCUAAA
Mercenaria mercenaria is the source of this 1389-nucleotide messenger RNA. RefSeq names its product G-protein coupled receptor dmsr-1-like. Gene Ontology annotation, molecular function: G protein-coupled peptide receptor activity. Gene Ontology annotation, cellular component: membrane. Lineage: Eukaryota; Metazoa; Mollusca; Bivalvia; Venerida; Veneridae. Bases 211 to 1293 code for a protein of 360 amino acids. Gene Ontology annotation, biological process: G protein-coupled receptor signaling pathway. The transcript has 4 exons. The record is from RefSeq and is a predicted model, not a curated record.